CUUCAAGGCUAGGUGCCAUAUGCCGCUCGUUAUAUGCCAGUUAUCAAGCAGAGCCAGCUCCUGAUCAAGGAAGCAAUGUGUUUCUGUGAGGGACAUUGAACAAAAGGGGCGAGGGAAAGUUGAACAAGCCUCUACCAUCGUAAGUAGGGAGUUUGACACUCGUCAGACCCUGACAGUGGAGUGCUCGACGGGCCGAUUGAAGACGUCGCCAGAUCUUGCCAGGCCUUCGCAAUCCCCAAAUGUGGGGCAUUGACAGGGUCUGACGAGUGUCAAACUCCCUACUUACGAUGGUAGUGAGAGCGAUUGGUGAAUUGGCCAAUCGACGCUCGCUUACCGAUAAGUGACAGGGCCCAGCUUAUCUAAUCGCUGAACGCGGGGGAGGGGUAGCAAAUUUCCCCAGGUUUGACUUUUAUUUGCUCGCUCGAGGAGGGCAGCAUGCUGGGCAGAGACAGGCCGCUUCUAUGUGACGCGUGACGCGGUGUGAAAAUGUCCUCUCUCCGAAUCCUGCUCAUCGGCAACGGCGGCCGAGAACACGCCCUCGCGUGGAAGCUCGUGCAGUCGCCACAUGUGGAGUCCAUCAUCGCCGUGCCGGGCAACGGCGGCACUGCUGGCCUUCCCAAGGUGACCAACGACACCUCUGUGGCCGCCGACGACUACCCCGGUCUCGUUGAGCUUGCCAGAAGGAAUAGGGUCAAUCUGGUUGUUCCUGGUCCCGAAGCACCUCUCGUCGAUGGCGUGGAAGGCUACUUUCGCGAGGCCGGUAUCCCCGUCUUCGGUCCAUCCAAGGAGGCGGCGCGCAUGGAGGGCAGCAAGACCUUUUCCAAGGACUUCAUGAAAAAGCACAACAUCCCCACGGCUGCAUACGAGAACUUUUCGGACUACGAAAAGGCGAGCCAGUAUUUGAAGACGGUCAAGCACAAUGUAGUCAUCAAGGCCACCGGCUUGGCAGCAGGAAAGGGUGUUAUAAUCCCUCAGACGCACGAGGAAGCUCAGCAGGCGCUCAAGGAGAUCAUGCAGGACAAAGCUUUUGGCUCUGCUGGUGAUGAGGUUGUAAUUGAAGAGUUCCUGGUUGGCGACGAGCUGAGCAUCUUGUCCUUCUGCGAUGGAACAACUAUCAAAUCCUUGCCACCGGCUCAGGACCACAAGCGAAUCGGUGAGGGCGACACCGGGCUCAACACAGGCGGCAUGGGAUGCUAUGCCCCGACGAAGCUCGCCACACCGGAGCUGAUUGCGCGUAUCGAGCGUGAGAUUCUUCAGCCCACCAUCGACGGCAUGCGCAAGGACGGGUUCCCCUUUCGUGGCUGCCUCUUCACGGGUUUGAUGAUCGCACCCGACGGCACGCCCAAAGUGCUGGAGUACAACGUGCGCUUCGGCGAUCCGGAGACCCAAACAGUGCUCCCCUUACUCGAGUCGGACCUGGCAAAGAUCAUGUAUGCAUGCGCCGGGCCCGUCCCGUACCUUGAAGAUAUCCCGGUCAAGGUCUCGUCCAAAUUCAGCACCACCGUGGUUGUUGCCGCCCCCGGCUACCCCGAGUCCUACCCGAAGAACAUCCCGAUGCAGGUGGCCGCUUCGCCCCAGGACGUCACGAUCUUCCAUGCCGGAACAAAGCUCUCGGGCGUUUCAUUGCUGAGCUCGGGCGGCCGAGUCAUUGCCGCCAACGCAGUCGGGGAUUCACUCCGAGCGGCAGUUGACAAGGCCUACGAGGGCGUCAAGCUAAUCAACUUCGAAGGCAUGUACUACCGCAAGGACAUCGCCCACCGUGCCUUCCGCAAAGCCGACGCCUCGAGCAAGCUCACCUACGCCCAGUCCGGCGUGAGCAUCGACGCGGGCAACGAACUCGUCGAGCGCAUCAAAGCAGCCGUAGCCACCACACGCCGGCCAGGCGCAGACGCCGUGAUCGGGGGCUUCGGCGGCGAGGUCGACCUCUCCGCCGCCGGCCAUCCCGGCGCGCCCAUUAUCGUCGGCGCCAUCGACGGCGUCGGCACCAAGCUCAUCAUCGCCCAGAAGAUGAACAAGCACGACACGGUUGGCAUCGAUCUCGUCGCCAUGAACGUCAACGACUUAGUCGUCCAGGGUGCCGAACCAUUCAUGUUCCUCGACUACUACGGCUGCAGCCACCUCGACGUGUCAGUUGCCACCUCGUUCGUCGAGGGCGUCGCGAAGGGGUGCAUCCAGGCCGGCUGCGCUCUCGUAGGCGGCGAGACGGCUGAGAUGCCCGACCUGUACUCGGGCGACGACUACGAUGCCGCCGGCGCCGCCAUCGGCGUCAUGCGCGCCAGUCAGCGCCUUCCACGGAAAGACGCCAUGCUCGAGGGUGACGUCCUCAUCGGUAUGGCCUCAUCGGGGGUCCACUCCAACGGUUUCUCCCUCGUCCGCAAGAUCGUCAAGACCCGCGGCCUGGAGUACACCGACCCGGCGCCUUGGGACGACUCGGGAGUCUCUCUCGGCCACGCCCUCCUCACCCCAACCAGGAUCUAUGUCAAGCCCCUGCUGGCCGUCCUCGCUGACUCGGCCACGGGGCCGGCCGUCAAGGGAAUGGCCCACAUCACCGGCGGCGGGCUUACCGAGAAUGUACCCCGCAUGCUGCCCCGCCAUCUCGCGGCCGAGAUUGAUGUUGCCUCAUGGGAGGUUCCCCCGGUCUUCAAGUGGCUCGCCCAGUCAGUAGAGCCCGCCGAGAUGGCCAGGGCGUUCAAUAACGGCAUUGGCAUGGUGCUGGCUGUCGCGGCUGAGGCGGCAGACCAGGUGGUGCAGAGGCUGGAGGAGCAGGGGGAGAGGGUUUACCGGAUUGGGAGGCUCGUCAAGAGGCAGCCGGAUGGGGAAGGGUGUGUUUUGAAAAAUUUAGGACGCUGGGCGGCGUAAGUCAGGGUCUUUGGGGAGUUCAUAUCCCUGUAUGUAUCAGAGAAUUAGGGAAAGACGCUGGUUUCUGUUGGUAAACACGGUGUCAUAUGACAAGUAGACAAGCUGCAGCGAAGAGAAAAGAGUGAUGUACGAGCAAAAGCAACCGGGGCUGUGGGCGGAUGGGUGGAUAGAAAUAAAGAGGCCAUAGCAUCUCCGACUUCU
Molecule: messenger RNA, 3060 nt
Organism: Canariomyces notabilis
Lineage: Eukaryota; Fungi; Ascomycota; Sordariomycetes; Sordariales; Chaetomiaceae
Product: phosphoribosylamine--glycine ligase
Exons: 1
Coding region: 487-2859 (790 amino acids)
Biological process (GO): adenine biosynthetic process; 'de novo' IMP biosynthetic process
Cellular component (GO): cytosol
Molecular function (GO): metal ion binding; ATP binding; phosphoribosylformylglycinamidine cyclo-ligase activity
Source: RefSeq, a predicted model, not a curated record